AUGUCAAAAGCUAAGUUGGAUGCUGUAUAUUAUAAACCAUCUCAAAAAGAAAUUCUUGCAACAAGAACUGAUGCUAUUCUAGUAAAUACUAGAAAGGCCAUCGACAAGUGGGUUCAAAUUUUAAAAAAUUGGUGUCAAACAUUUGUUUUUACUGCGGAUGGAGGGUUACGAUUUACUAAAUAUUCCCAAAAGAACGAUCAAGGAGGUAUUGAAAGUGAUAAUACAGGUUUAAUAAUUUCUGUACUACCUGAUCCUACAGAUUUUCAAGGCCCUAUUCAUGAUUUGAAGCUUUAUAUUUCUAAACAUUCUGAAAAUUAUCAAACUCCUUAUUUACAUCAUCGAAUUAACAAUAAAUUUGCAUAUAAGGAAGAUUCAUUAUUAAGCUUGAUCAAUAAUAUUGAGCUACCCUUAAAACAAGUUGAUAACCAUAUUGAAAACAUAACUGCUACUCAAAAUAAUAUGCAAGAUAAUCAAGCUAAACUUUUAGAAUCAAUGACUAAUUUGAAUUUGGCAUCAAAAUUGGCUAAUAAAGUAUUAAAUGAAUUGACCAAAAAAUGGAAAUCUGUAAUGAAGCCUUUUCGUACACCACUAAAAAGUCUCUCUCAAUCAUCCGAACAGCAAAAUUUCCAAUUAUCUGAACAGCAAGAAUCAUAUGAACGUAGUUAUCAAACUUCAGAAGAUAGAAUAGAUAGAAAUAUGAUUGUAAAAAAUUAUUAUAUUAUUGCAGAUAAUGUUACAAUCAAUUAA
Messenger RNA from Cetraspora pellucida, 747 nucleotides. The record is from the annotation of a GenBank genome assembly. Lineage: Eukaryota; Fungi; Glomeromycota; Glomeromycetes; Diversisporales; Gigasporaceae.